UUUCAUCGAUCACUGUUCAGAUAGUAUGAUGCAUCGUAGUUGGCGGCCAUGUUGUUGGAAACGGUGACAACAAACUACCGUUUGAACAUGCAGAUUCACCAUGUCAAAGAGAGCAUCCGAUUGUUCCGCGGUUGGAUUCAGCGCGGCUUGAUUGAUCAUGCCUGCGUGAAUGCCACGCACAUACAAAUAAAAAAAGCAAAAAAAGAAAGACUUUGUGAACAGAGGACGCCACUCGUCUUCAUCUGCUGAGCAAGAAUCCACUUUGACCAAGUUAGGUCUGCCCCUCAAGCUCCAAGGGACAGCACUUGACAGCAUCAUCAUCAUCAUCAUCAUCAUCAUCAUCAUGUGAAAGCCAAUCAAAUGAAAUGUCGGGUCACACAGAGUAUUUGUUCCUUCCCAGUGGCGCAUAUGAUGAGGCGCGUGACGUCACGAAGAUUCCUAUCCAUUUCUUGUCCAUCAACUGAGCGUCUCUCUCUCUCUCUCUCUCUUUUUCUCUUUCUCCUUUUUCUCACGCACCGGGCCUGCUCGCUGCGCGUCCGCGCCGCCCGCUUCACAUCUCGGCGAUGACGUCACGGGCGAAGGUGGGCCGACAAUAAAAAGGCGCGCGGUCCGUCCCGCCGCUUCAGCUUCACACUCGACUUCGGCGCGGAGGAGGCGCGUUGGAGUCCCAGGCCGACCGAGCGACAAGAGAGGAGGAGGAGGAGGAGGACGAGGGGAGCUUUGUGGCACGCAAGCGCGGAUGCUUCCGGUUUGGAGGCGGCCAUGUUCCCCGCUUGGCACUUGCCCGACGCGUGGGCGGUGACGGGCGCCUUGAUGUGGUUGCUGUGCGCGCCGCUGGCGCUGGGGCUGACACGCCUGCUGUGGAGUUUGCGAUGGAGGCUGAGCAGGGACCCCCGAAACCCGCUGCCCCUGCCCCAAGGCUCCAUGGGGUGGCCUCUGGUCGGGGAGACGCUGCACUGGCUCGUCCAGGGCUCCGACUUCCACAUCUGUCGCAGGCGGCGUCACGGCAACGUGUUCAAGACGCACCUCCUGGGCAAACCCGUCAUCCGGGUGACGGGCGCCGACAACAUCCGCAAGAUCCUGAUGGGCGAGCAUAGCCUGGUGUGCACGCAGUGGCCGCGGAGCACGCGCAUCAUCCUGGGACCCAACACGCUCGUCAACUCCACCGGCGACGCCCACAAAAGCAAGAGGAAGGUGCUGGCCAAAGUGUUCAGCAGAAGCGCUCUGGAGUCGUACCUGCCCAGGCUGCGGGACGCCGUGCGGCGCCAAGUGGCCGACUGGUGCGCGCGGCCCGACGCCGUGGACGUGUACGCCGCCGCCAAGUUGCUGACCUUCCGCAUCGCCGUGCGCGUCCUGCUGGGUCUGCGGCUGGAUGAGGAGCGAGUGGUCUACCUGGGCGCCAUCUUCGAGCAACUCAUGGAAAAUCUCUUCUCGCUUCCCAUGGACACGCCGCUCAGCGGCCUUCGAAAGGGGAUCAGAGCCAGAGAGAUCCUGCACGCCAACAUGGAGAAGAUCAUCGCGGAGAAGAUGGAGCAGGAGCACCAUCAUGAACAUCUCGACGCCUUUGACUACAUGUUGUCCAGCGCCAGGGAGCACGGCCACAGCCUCACCAUCCAAGAGCUCAAGGAAACGGCCGUGGAGCUGAUCUUCGCCGCUCACUACACCACGGCCAGCGCGGCAACGUCUCUGCUGCUGCAGCUCCUCUGCCACCCAGCCGUGGUCCGACGCCUGAAAACCGAGCUGGAUUCCGAAGGGCUAAUCAGUCCCGGAGAUGGCGGCAAAGGUCCUCGGGCGAACUUGAGCCUGGACAAGUUGAGCCGGCUGCGAUACUUGGAUUGUGUUAUCAAAGAGGUUCUACGCUUCCUGCCGCCAGUUUCUGGAGGAUACCGGACCGCCCUGCAGACCUUUGAGUUGGACGGCUACCAGGUCCCCAAAGGCUGGAGUGUCAUGUACAGCAUCAGGGACACGCAUGAGACCGCCGCCAUCUUCCAAGCCCCGGAGCUCUUUGAUCCGGACCGUUUCGGGCCGGACCGCGAGGAAAACCGCUCAUCCCGUUUCAGCUACGUGCCCUUUGGCGGAGGAGUGCGGAGCUGCGUGGGCAAAGAACUGGCUCAGAUGGUACUCAAGACUCUGGCUGUGGAACUGGUGGCGACUUGCGAAUGGACCCUGGCCACCGAGGACUUCCCCAAAAUGCAGACGGUGCCCAUCGUGCACCCCGUCGACGGACUGCAUGUGCGCUUCACGCCAAACCAGCCGCUUCGUUAAGACGGACCAGCCUCAAAGGCCCACAUCGCAGUCCUCCUGUGUUAGGGUCUGGUCUGCUGACAUCGGUGUCGGCGGCGCUUUGUCGCAUGUACCGGGAGGCGGGUUCCACUUUUCAGGACCUUCUCAGACUCGGAACUGCAUCGACUCUGGUCUUGUGUGCAACGAUUCCAUUCCGGCAACAUUCUCGCCAGAGCGACACGUUCCGACCCGAUGUCAACACGCAUUCACGCCUAAUGGACACCACAUCGAUACACAUUUCCCCUUCCUAGCAAUACAAUUGAACUCAAAUGAUAAUGACAGAGCACAUACUGUAUCACCGAGACCAUGACACUUUGCGCCGCUGAGCCAAGGACUGGCCAAUCCUAUUUCUUUGCCGCUGCUGUUAUACACAAAAACAAUACAGUGGUACCUCUACUUACGAAAUUAAUUGGUUCUGGAAAAAAAUUCUUAACUGGAAAA
Messenger RNA from Hippocampus comes (tiger tail seahorse), 2724 nucleotides. It is a transcript of the gene cyp26c1, whose product is annotated as cytochrome P450, family 26, subfamily C, polypeptide 1. Lineage: Eukaryota; Metazoa; Chordata; Actinopteri; Syngnathiformes; Syngnathidae. The record is from RefSeq and is a predicted model, not a curated record. Gene Ontology annotation, molecular function: iron ion binding; heme binding; monooxygenase activity. Gene Ontology annotation, biological process: sterol metabolic process. The transcript is spliced from 7 exons. Bases 763 to 2265 code for a protein of 500 amino acids.